This is a messenger RNA of Syngnathus acus (greater pipefish), 1112 nucleotides long. RefSeq names its product usherin. The coding region runs from base 351 to 917 and encodes 188 amino acids. NCBI's taxonomy places the organism in Eukaryota, Metazoa, Chordata, Actinopteri, Syngnathiformes, Syngnathidae. The transcript is spliced from 5 exons. The record is from RefSeq and is a predicted model, not a curated record.
AUACAGUAAGGCAAAAUGGCUUUUAACUUUAUAUGGUGAUUGAGAGACCAUGGUUGGAGCUGCAAAUGAGUCUCUGGUUUCAAAGGACUCCAGGGUGGUAUUGUUUUCCCCGGGUAAGCCGACACCUGCUGGUUGUUAUGGAGAUCCAAAGAAGAGACAAAAAGCAAAGGGCGAUGCAAUGGCGGAGCACACCUACUCGCUAAGAGGAGUCUGGUUUUUAAAAAAGUGAAAUUUGACACGUCACUUCAAUGCGGCAACAGGCAGCGUACCGGAGGCCCAGCUGCUCUUCCACAUUCUGAUGCGCAAACCUGGACCACAACGCAACGAGCCCCGGCCCUCCAGAGGGACCAAUGGGAGGCGAGCGUGCAGAGGUGGACCAGGCCACGCCGGUUUUCCAGCAGCUGUGGUUCAUGGUGGCGAUGGCGGCCGUGGCCCUGGUGCUGAUGGCCGUGGCCCUGGCCGUGGCCCUCCACAAGGUCAGGUGGCCACUUUCACCGCUCACUUCCUUCGCCACCUUCCGAGACAGCCAAUCAAAUGUGUGGCAGGUGUUGAAGAAAGCCCCCCUGACCAGAGAGAGACCCCCCUUGGCGGCCAUGCAGAAGCGACAUCCCCUGGCUGUUUAUCCGGCCAGCAACUCUGUUUUGUUCGACACGGCGGGCGUGGUCAGCAGUGUGACGCUCAAGUCUUUCACCAUCAAGAUGGAGGAGGAGCUGGAGGCCAAAUGCGCAGGUGACAAAGGAGGAGGCGAGACUUCCUUGAGGCGCAGCGUCAGCCAGGUGAUGGACAAAAAGCCAUUGGGGGAGGCGUGGGGCCAUGAUAGCGGGAUGUUUAUGGACGACGAGGAGUUUGUGGACAGCGUGAAAGGCUUCAGCACCGUCAGGAAGGAGCACACCAUGUUUACAGACACCAACUUGUGACUGACUGCCAUCCCAAAUCAAGUGCAGCAUGAAACUUGACAGCAAUGAGAGGAUAGCUUCAAAAAAAGAAGCGUAGAAAAUGUAGUUCUUCUCAUUUUAAUUGAAAUGAGGUGCAAUGCUGCCACAAAACCAUUACAGUCAAUAGAAUGUCACCAAAAAAAUGACAAAACAAUAAAUUAAUAUACUGCAGUACCA